Molecule: messenger RNA, 3282 nt
Organism: Dromaius novaehollandiae (emu)
Lineage: Eukaryota; Metazoa; Chordata; Aves; Casuariiformes; Dromaiidae
Gene: GLIS3
Product: GLIS family zinc finger 3
Exons: 10
Coding region: 157-2490 (777 amino acids)
Biological process (GO): regulation of transcription by RNA polymerase II
Cellular component (GO): nucleus
Molecular function (GO): DNA-binding transcription factor activity, RNA polymerase II-specific; RNA polymerase II cis-regulatory region sequence-specific DNA binding
Source: RefSeq, a predicted model, not a curated record
AGCCCCGGCGCGGCGCGGCCCGCGGCUGGCGGCGCCGCCGCAGCCCGGGGCGGCGCGGAGCGGCGCGGGAGGCGGCGAGGAGGUCUUGGUUAUGGACCCCAGUACAAGUCCAUUGGAAAAGGCAGCUGCAACAAUCUAGUAGUCACCAGCAGUCCCAUGACAGUUCAACGGCUGGGACCUAUUUCUCCUCCUGCUAAUCAGGUCUCAACAGCAUGCAACCAGAUCAGUCCUAGCUUACAGAGGUCUGUGGAUGCUUCCAACCUGGGUGUACCUCCAUCCGAUACAAGGUCCCUCAUGUCAUGUGAGCCUCUGCCCUCUACAACGCAAAGCUUGUUGGAAAGUCAGUCAGCUCCGAGCGUUAAGCAAGAGUGGUCGCAUGGCUACAGGAUACUUCCUUCUCUUCCGCCCAACCAAGGUUCGCAAAAUGGCAGUGAGCUGGGGGACGUACUAAAUUUUCCACCCGGAACAUCUAUGUCCAGUAACAGUGUAUCUAACUCAUUACCAUCCUACUUGUUUGGUGUGGAAAACAGCCAUUCCCCUUACCCUAGUCCUUGCCACUCCUCAGCCCGGUCUCAGUCCGCCCGCUCCAAAAAGAGGGCGCUCUCUCUCUCUCCUCUGUCCGAUGGCAUCGGGAUUGAUUUCAACACAAUCAUCCGCACCUCCCCAACCUCUCUGGUUGCCUACAUCAACGGCUCUAGGACGUCACCAGCUAACAUCUCCCCACAGCCUGAGGUCUAUGGACAUUUUCUGGGGGUGAGAGGAAGCUGCAUUCCCCAAACUUGCUCUGUUCCGAGCACCCAGAAAGGUCUUCUCAUGGCUAACAGCAACAUCGCCCUUCCAGGCUACGCUGAGAACGGGGCCGCCGAGUACCAGCGGAUGCAGCAGCUGGAGCAAGCGAGCCUGCAGCCAGCCGUCCUGAGUAACAUGGUGGUGCAGCAUGGCGUGCCUCCCGCGGAGAGCCAGGCUCUGGGCACGCUGAAAAGCGAACGGCGAGAUGAUUUCUUGGGCCGGGCAGUCGACAUGCCUGCUCUCCCGCUGCCUCCGCCGCCACAGGGCCCACCUCCCCCUUACCACGCGCUUCAGCACCGGCGUCCACACGACCUCCUCGGCCACCCGCACCCGCUGGCCUUGGCUCCUGCCGCCCCGGCCCCACUGCUGGACGAGGACAGCGAGCCAGAUGAUUUCAGCGGCAAGCACUCCUGUCGCUGGAUCGACUGCAGCGCGCUGUAUGACCAGCAAGAGGACCUUGUGCGGCACAUAGAAAAGAUCCACAUAGACCAGAGGAAGGGGGAGGACUUCACGUGCUUCUGGGCAGGGUGCCCACGGAGGUACAAGCCGUUUAAUGCCCGUUACAAGUUGCUGAUUCACAUGAGAGUCCACUCGGGAGAGAAGCCGAACAAGUGCACAUUUGAGGGCUGCAAGAAGGCCUUUUCCAGACUGGAAAAUCUCAAGAUUCACUUGAGGAGUCACACGGGCGAAAAGCCGUACCUCUGCCAGCACCCCGGCUGCCAGAAGGCCUUCAGCAACUCCAGCGAUCGCGCAAAGCACCAGCGGACCCACCUGGACACGAAACCUUAUGCAUGUCAGAUUCCAGGAUGUACUAAACGAUACACGGACCCAAGUUCUCUGAGAAAGCAUGUGAAAGCACAUUCUUCCAAAGACCAACAAGCCAGGAAAAAGUUGCGAUCGAGCUCGGUGCUUGACCAGGACAUCCUGAAUGACUGCCUUGCAAUCCAGCCUCUCCAGCCUGCCCCUUCACCACACGAUGCUGCAGAUACCGUGGGACCAUCCCCAGGGCCACCUCAUGAUAUCUACCCAGUUUCAGCAGCCGUGUUCCCCGGCACCCAGACGAGCCGAAGUGCCACCGCAGCAGGAGCCGUGUCCUUGUCCCAGCCCAUCAGCCUCCCCUCCCCGGGCUGUAACGUGCAGGGCAGUCCUCGCCAUCCUCCCCAUCAGCUACCUCUUCUCUCAGCUGUGGACUCUGAGAGGUUUGUUGCUCCAGCACCUUCUCCUCACCACAUCAGCCCCCAGAGAGUUUCUGUUCCCCCUCCCCUGAUGCAGAGACGGACCCCGCAGCCUUCCCACCCUCAGCAGCCUGCAGGAAUGCAUCUCAAGAUGUACACAUCAGCAGCAAACCCUUCUUUUCAGCCAAAUAGCCUCCACAUCCAAGGUUUUUAUGGACAGCUUCAGACUUUCUGCCCUCCCCAUUAUGCUGACACUCAGAAGAAUGUACAACAUGGUGUAUCCUGUAAUAUGGUUCCUCCUUUUGAAGACUGCUUAGCUCCCACAUCAGUGAGCCAGGCAGGGUCUGGUGCCUUUCAUCGAACCUUUUCAGCUCAUUCUGGUGUUACAGUUUAUGAUUUUCCACCAGGGCCCACAGGUGUCUUUGGUGAUUCAACUUACAGCAUGCCUGAGGACAGCAGUUUCCUACAAAUAAGUGCAGUGGAUCGUUGUCCCAGCCAACUUUCUUCUGUCUACACUGAAGGCUAAUUCAUUCCAACUCGAAUUAUAAGAACUUGAUUCCAUAUCAUCUUGCCCGUCUGAUAUUUCACUGUCAGUUUUUCUCUCCAUAAGACUGCCAUGUAUGUAUGGGGAUAUGGGUGAAUAUACAUACGUAAUGGAGAGCAAAACAUGCAGUCAGUGGGCAUUCAUCAUAUAAUCAAGAAAUCAAAUGAGGAGGAGAACAUUGGUAAAAAGAAAACUUUGCCAACUUGUUAGCAAUUUUCUUUUCUUCUGAACUACUGCACAGCGAAUCUUCUUGUUCUUCCUUCUUUUUUGUUUCUUAAAGGGAAUUCAAAGAUUGAAUAAGAAAACUGCUUUUGGCUGUAAUCCUUUCAACUAAUUGAUGGAAUCAUUGAAGAAUGCAGCUUUAGAAAAUCCUUUUUUUUUAAAAAAAAAGAAACAGGUAAAAUCGGAGUAUACUACCAACAUUUCAAAGGCACACAGCUUUUUGCACAACCUGUUUGCUUGUGGCGCUUCCAAAGUUAAACACACCAGCAUGAAAAAGGGAAAGCAAUUAGACAUACAUCCUGGCACUACACAAUGGACAUACUGUUGCGGCUUCUUUUUAGAGCCAAAGAUCACUGGUACUGAUUUCUUACAGGCCUUUCCUCUGUAUUUUAAGCCAUAUGCAAUGGCCAUUACAAUUUUUCCAAUAUUCCUUCUGAUCCAAUGCCUUAUGCAAUGAAUAAGAAGGGUUUAAAUGCACUAGAUAAGAAGGUACUUGGACUUCCUCUGUAUUUAGCAUUGCUGCUAGAUAAAAAUAAAUAUGUUUUAACUUUC